Messenger RNA from Adineta ricciae, 300 nucleotides. The record is from the annotation of a GenBank genome assembly. Lineage: Eukaryota; Metazoa; Rotifera; Eurotatoria; Adinetida; Adinetidae.
AUGGCUUCCCGUCCUAAUCGUGCCUGCUCAGCAUGUAUAAGAUUAGCAUGGAUUGAUGUAUCUCAAGUCGAACAAUUGCAACGAGUAUUUGAUCCACAUGCAGUUGAUAUACAAUGGGCGAACUCCAAAAGUCUUCUUCAAACUGCAACGACAAAGCGAGAAGGAAAACAAGCAUUCGGUGAAUGUAUUUCCCCAAUAAUUCAACAGUUGUCAGAUGGCAAUGAAAAUGACAAAGGCAAAAUAACAGGGAUGCUACUCGAAUUGGGUGAUGAUGAACUUCAAUUCAGCCGAGUGUUUUAA